AUGGUGUCCUGUAGCAGCAGAUUCCCCCAUUUACCUCCCUUCCGAGUAUUUUGCCGGGGAUGUGACUGCUACGUUCCCCACACAGCUGCAUCGAGGGAGCCCCGCUCCUCGCAGGAGCAGUUGCAUGUUGCUCUUGCUGGAAAGCAGCUAAAAAAUAAAAACCCCUGGUUCAUCGGCUUGCUCGAAAUCGGGGUCUGGCUGUGCCCACGUGCCUCACCUGAGAUCUUUUCUCCUUCCUCGCUCCAGAUCGCUUUCUACGAGGGCAGAUGCUUCACCGGCAGAAAGCUGGAGGUCUGCGGGGCCUGCGAGAGCUUCCAGGGGAGAGGCUUCCCGACCCGGGUGAACUCCAUCUGCGUCCGGAGCGGCGCCUGGGUCUGCUUUGAUCACGCCGGCUUCCGCGGGCGGCAGUACGUGCUGGAGCAUGGGGACUACCCCGAUUUCCACCGCUGGAACGGCCACAGCGACCGCCUGGGCUCCUGCAUGGUGCGGGCCGCCCACGGAGAGCAUUACAGAAUCGAAAUAUUUGAGGGGAACCGUUUCAGCGGCCGCAGCCUGGAGUUCACUGAAGAUUGCCCUUUCCUGCAGGGCCGAGGCUGGGACAAGAACUACGUCAACGCCAUCAAAGUGUACGGCGACGGAGCGUGGGUGCUGUAUGAGAAGCCCAGUUACCAAGGCCCUAUGUACCUGGUGGAGCGGGGAAAGUUCAGCAGCUGCCACGAGUGGCAGGCACAGCGGCCAAAUGUCCAGUCCAUCCGAAGAGUCAUCAACUACUUCUAGCCAGGCGUUCAUCAUACUGGUGGUGUCCUGCUGCAAGCUGGGGACUCUCCUCUCUUCCUGCUCACUGAUGCGUGGAAUAAAUUCUUAAAUAUCA
This is a messenger RNA of Struthio camelus australis, 871 nucleotides long. The record is from RefSeq and is a predicted model, not a curated record. Lineage: Eukaryota; Metazoa; Chordata; Aves; Struthioniformes; Struthionidae.